CCGGCCGGCCCGGAGGCGGGCUCCUGCGCGGAGGGCGGUCUGAGGCGCGGCCCCUGGAGCGAGUGAGAAAUCGUCUUUGGAGAAGAUGGAGGGGGAGAGGCGGCCGGCGCCCUACGAGGGCCUGUUUGCGGACGGGCAUCUGGUGCUGUGGACGUUGUGCUCGGUGCUGCUGCCCGUGUUCAUCACCUUCUGGUGCAGCCUCCAGCGGUCGCGCCGGCAGCUGCACCGCAGGGACAUCUUCCGCAAGAGCAAGCACGGGUGGCGCGACACAGACCUGUUCAGCCAGCCCACCUACUGCUGCGUGUGCGCACAGCACAUCCUGCAGGGCGCCUUCUGCGACUGCUGCGGGCUGUGCGUGGACGAGGGCUGCCUCAAGAAGGCCGACAAGCGCUUCCAGUGCAAGGAGAUCAUGCUCAAGAAUGACGGCAGGGACCUGGACGCCAUGCCCCACCACUGGAUCCGGGGCAACGUGCCCCUGUGCAGCUAUUGUGUGGUCUGCAAGCAGCAGUGCGGCAGUCAGCCCAAGCUCUGCGAUUACAGGUGCAUUUGGUGUCAGAAAACAGUACAUGAUGAGUGCAUGAAAAAUAGCUUAAAGAAUGAAAAGUGUGAUUUUGGAGAAUUCAAAAACCUCAUCAUUCCACCGAGUUAUUUAACCUCUAUUAAUCAGAUGCGUAAAGACAAAAAAACAGAUUACGCAGUGCUAGCCUCUAAGCUUGGAAGGCAGUGGGCUCCGCUAAUAAUCCUGGCCAACUCUCGCAGUGGGACUAACAUGGGAGAAGGAUUGCUGGGAGAAUUUAGGAUCCUCCUAAAUCCAGUCCAGGUUUUUGAUGUAACUAAAACGCCCCCUAUCAAAGCCCUGCAACUUUGUACUCUCCUUCCCUAUUACUCAGCCCGCGUGCUUGUUUGUGGAGGGGAUGGGACUGUGGGCUGGGUCCUGGAUGCAAUUGAUGAAAUGAAGAUUAAGGGACAAGAGAAAUACAUCCCACAAGUGGCAGUCCUGCCUCUGGGAACAGGCAACGAUCUGUCCAAUACCUUGGGUUGGGGUACAGGUUAUGCGGGAGAAAUCCCGGUCGCCCAAGUCUUAAGAAAUGUGAUGGAAGCAGAUGGAGUUAAACUAGAUAGAUGGAAAGUUCAAGUAACAAAUAAAGGAUACUACCACUUAAGGAAACCCAAGGAAUUCACAAUGAACAACUAUUUUUCUGUUGGACCUGAUGCUCUCAUGGCUCUCAAUUUUCAUGCUCAUCGUGAGAAGGCACCAUCUCUGUUUUCUAGCAGAAUUCUUAAUAAGGCUGUUUACUUAUUCUAUGGAACCAAAGAUUGUUUAGUGCAAGAAUGUAAAGAUUUAAAUAAAAAAGUUGAGCUAGAACUGGAUGGUGAGCAAGUAGAACUGCCUAAUUUGGAAGGUAUCAUAGUUCUGAACAUUGGAUACUGGGGCGGUGGCUGCAGACUGUGGGAAGGGAUGGGAGAUGAGACUUACCCUCUAGCCAGGCAUGAUGAUGGUUUACUAGAAGUUGUUGGAGUGUAUGGGUCUUUCCACUGUGCUCAGAUUCAAGUGAAACUGGCAAAUCCCUUUCGAAUAGGGCAAGCACAUACAGUGCGGCUGAUUUUGAAGUGCUCAAUGAUGCCGAUGCAGGUAGACGGGGAGCCGUGGGCCCAAGGGCCCUGCACUGUCACCAUAACUCACAAGACACACGCACUGAUGUUAUAUUUCUCUGGAGAACAAACGGAUGAUGACAUCUCUAGUGCUUCGGAUCAAGAGGACAUGAGGGAAACUGAGUAGAUGGAUGAGGAAAUGAAAGCUUGGGUACAAUCCUCACAGACGAGUAGACACAUAUUCAUCCAAAAGUAGAAGUUCUCUAUCAACUACUUAGUCGUAAUUUCACCAGUAGUAUAAAGGGUGUACAUUUAUGUAAAUAGCAUUCCAAAAACAGCCAAACUUCCAGUUGUUUACAAAUGCCAGUUCUUUUUCAGCAAAACGCUUUGAUCAGUUAGUACUAACUUCAGAAAGUCACAGAAUGUUCCAUGGACGUGAAAUGUUUUUCGUGGCUUUAUGUCUGAGAGUGGACUCACUCUGAAGUAUGUGCUUUCGUUCCUUAUUCUGAACCACACAUUUGAUGGACACAUUAUACGUCCAGCAAGAUAGGGGUGGAAAAAUAUUUCCAUCUUAAUUUUUAAUGUGGUGACACCAUAACAUUUUAAAAAUUAACUUGCUUUUUUAAAAGGAGAUGGUUAGUGUCAAACCUCCUAUAGCGUGCCCCUCAAGAUUUCCUACAGCCUAGCACCAAGUGGAUCCAUAAGUAUCUAUUUCCAGGAAACCCUAAAAGGAGAAACAUAAAGGAAAGACAAUACUUAAAAUUUUCAUUGUAGUUUUUAUUUUAGGAGCAUUUUCAGACCCGCAAUUGUUAAUGACCAUGUUGAGCUGAGAGUCAGUGUCUUGCUUAUAACCGAGUGUAGCCAAAAGAGCAGCACGU
Diceros bicornis minor is the source of this 2471-nucleotide messenger RNA. RefSeq names its product diacylglycerol kinase epsilon (gene DGKE). The transcript is spliced from 12 exons. The record is from RefSeq and is a predicted model, not a curated record. Lineage: Eukaryota; Metazoa; Chordata; Mammalia; Perissodactyla; Rhinocerotidae. Gene Ontology annotation, molecular function: ATP-dependent diacylglycerol kinase activity. The coding region runs from base 86 to 1780 and encodes 564 amino acids.